Messenger RNA from Exaiptasia diaphana, 4398 nucleotides. Its product is annotated as mediator of RNA polymerase II transcription subunit 25. NCBI's taxonomy places the organism in Eukaryota, Metazoa, Cnidaria, Anthozoa, Actiniaria, Aiptasiidae. The coding region runs from base 150 to 2636 and encodes 828 amino acids. Gene Ontology annotation, biological process: positive regulation of transcription by RNA polymerase II. The record is from RefSeq and is a predicted model, not a curated record. Gene Ontology annotation, cellular component: mediator complex; transcription regulator complex. The transcript is spliced from 22 exons.
GAAAGGAAAGGGAACUCUAGACGAUUUACUACGAAAACAUCUAUUUUUGUAGUAWUCGGGGUAUGUCCCUUCAAAACACUCAACUAAAAUGCUAUUUUCAAGAAGUCUGACUUCCUUUGUCGACAUWAUUUGAGUCAACCGCCAUCAGAAUGGUCGUUGGUGACACGAAUGGUACCUUUUCUGUUGAAAAUGAAGUUGUGUUGGUUGUCGAAGGGACUGCGAAUCUGCUUCUUGACUUUGAAAUUCUACGAAAAGAGUACCUGGACCCUAUAAUAGAGUACAUAAAUGGAGGGCCUUUACAAGACAGUUCAUGUUUCUUUGGAAAUGAGUAUGGUCCCAAUCAAUAUUGCCUGGUUUUGUUUGGCACCAAGAGUAAUGAAGAUGCUGUACAACUUGUUCAGUACACAAGAAAUGUAGAUGAAUUGGUGAAGGCUAUCGAUAACAUAAGAUUCACUGGUGGAGGUGCCCAGGAAGGGAGUCUUUUGGCUGAGGGAUUGGGUUUUGCUUUACAGGCUUUUGAUGACAUGAAGCUGCGAAGGCAGAGUGCUAAUGUACAAAGAAACUGCAUUGUGGUUAGCAAUUCUCCACCUUAUCCUCAACUUACWAGAGAAUGCUUAAGCUAUCAAAACAAGACAGUGGAACAGUUGGCAGAAAUGCUUGCCAAGGAUAACAUCAACUUAUCGAUCAUUUCACCACGUAAGCUUCCAGGAUUACAAAAAGUUUUUGACAAGUCAAGAAGAGAUGAUAGCAAGACUGCCAAAGACUUUGCCAAGGAUCCAAGGCACCUUGUSUGUAUCCAAGGACUGGUGUUGCCAGGGACUCAAGGAAAUACUAGCAAGUCAUCUCCUCAAGUCAAAAGUGAAUGGGGAAUGUCACAUCCAUCUUCAGCCCAACCMAUGUCAGCUAARGAACCCAACACCUCCCCCCCUAAGGCUGCCAAUACAAUCAGCAAGGGGUCUCCUGGAAGCAUUAACAAUGGACGGCAAAUGAUGCCUGAUCAAUCACCAGAGGUUCCAAAGCGCGCAAAGAAAACAAAUACCAAUAAAUCACCUCCAGUCAGUUCAGGACCAGAUCUUAUUACGUCCAACUCAAACAAUCUGUCAGGGAGUCAAGUUAUGGCAGGCAUGAUUCAGGCUUCUGGGGGUCUUCGAUUCCAAUCCCCAAAUGCUAUCAUAGCCCCUCCAAAUCAGGUCCCUGUUAUUCCUCCUGUCAUGCCCCCAGAUCUGAUGAUUGGACAACAGCAACCACCCCAGGCCCCUCCAGAGGCCAUUCCUCCUGGUGGUAAUCAGAACCAGGCCUGGAAUGGUAUGCUCGAGUGGACUGAAACUGUCAAGAACGAAGCUACUCAACAGCCACAAAAGAUAACAAGAUCUUUGCAGUGCCAUAUCUCUGUUGUUGCUCCAGGAAAUGCUAUAAAAACUGACAAAUGGCCUGGCAAGCUCAUUAUGCAGCUUAUACCACAACAUCUACUGUCUACACUUGGGCCUCUUCUUCAGAAUUGUAAAACUGUUGCAUUCCGCUUCCCCGCUACGGACCCAGAUUCGCUUAAAGCACUUUAUCGUGUGAUGGCGCUGAAUGGCGUAAAAUUUGCUGGUUGUGUUCACUUUGCCCCAGUCCCUGGCUGCGACAUCAAAGUGUUGCUUUUGAUUUACAGUCCUAAAAAGAAAGCUUUUGUUGGUUUGAUACCGCAUGACCAGGGCAACUUUGUCAACGGAAUAAGGAGUGUUCUACAAAAGUAUAGGCAAGAUCAAUUUAAGAAGAUUCAACAACAGAGACUUUUAGCAGUACAGAUACGUCAACAGCAGCAGAUGCAACAAUCGCAACAACCAGGGUUUCAGAACCAGAUUCAGCAGACUCUACAGUUUGGCCAGCAAAAUACAGCUCUACAAGGCACGCCAAUGCAGAUUGAUCCAGCAGCCUUGAUGCAAACUGUAACAACGCAGGCUCCCCAGACYAUCGAUGGAAUAACUAGUACCCAACCCUCAAGUAUCGCGUACAGCACAGGCUCUGUUGGUGGUGCAGCGAUAGGAACAAUGACACCAACAUUGCCAGGAAUAGACCAGGAUGCUUUGCGUCUCCAAGCUCUGAAACAACAGCAGCAGCAGCAUCAACAGCGACAACAACAACAACAGUUACUCUUUCGUCAAAAACUGCAACAACUCCAGCAGCAGCAGGCUCAACAGCAACAGCAACAGCAGUUUGUGCAACAACAACACCAGCAACAGCAGCAGCUUCAACAGACUCAGCCGUCCCAAGUUCAAAACCAGCUUCGCCACUUACUGCAGCARGCUCAAAACCAGGUCACAAAUCAGACUCCCGGUCAGCAGCCAGCCAUGACGCAACAGCAAUGGCAACAGCAGCAGCAACAGCAUCAGCGUGCGUUACUGCUGCAGCAACGACAACAACAGUCACAACAGCAGCAGCAACAACAACAGCAGCAACAGCAAUUAGCUAACCAAAUAGCACAGGUUCAAAUGUCGUCAGCUCAGCUUGCCCAAACACAGUCUCAAAUGGCAACUGGACAAGUAUCGCAGGCUCAGAUGACUACACAGAUGGCUACACAGGGACUGGCCCAAGGUGGACAACAGGAUUUCUUCCCGGAAAAGAUGAGUCUGUUAGAUUURUUGCARCCGUAAUUAAAUUAUUGUUGUAAGGUUYUAGAUCGAUUCCAUAAGUUGGCUAGUUCAMCUUKGGCUUCMUGUGMUUGUAGCUCGAAAAUUAGGGAAUCUAGUAAGAGAGGUUUUCCUUAGUCUAUGAAUAAGAAAAUACUAAGCAAUUUACACUAGAUGAUGCAGUGUCUUUUUAUCGCACAGUGAAACUCUCUUUACUCCUACAAUCGUAUGCAAAAUAAAUGGAGCACCCUACUUCCUUUCCCCACACACGUUUCUUUCGCCUCCUUGUCCAUUUUGUAGCAAUUCAUUGACGAGRGGAGGUUGUAGUAACAAAAUCAUAGACGACCUGUUUCACGCAAUUUUGMAAAAGAUUGUAGUAAAUCGAGAUAGUGUAAGAGAUACUAACUGACAAUUUGUGAAAGUCUAGAAAAGACUAAAAUAGUGACAAUGAAAGUUUUUGGACUUCAAACGUCGUAUUUUUCCUCGACUUAUUUAAGAUAUUAUUUUAUGGUCGAAGGGAAUCUAUCUCUGACUUAUGGAAUCAUUCUAGAAAGUUUGUAGAUAUGACUCAUUCAACAACAAUUUCACGUAAAAACGCUAUUUAAACAAYGGUGCAAUGGUUGAAACGAGCUCAUUAUGCUGUGAUAGUUGCCCGCGUAAACUGAAUUUUAUGAAGAACAAAUAGCAYCAAUAACCGCAGAAACAGUUWCUAAGACUAAAGGUAAAUAUCUCAGCAUAAUGCCCGAGAUAUAAACUGCUGUAAUGUUUUUAUUAUUCAACAACAACAUUUUCUGAAGCGGGCACUGAUGAAGAAAACGUCCAUAGCCUGCUCAACUAUUUCUUGAAAGAAGAAAAAAAUCGAGCUUCGCACGCUUUAAUUUAUUUAUUGACACGCGCUCUUUGUGAAAUUGCGGAUUGCAUUUGGUAUUAUGUCGCGAUCCCGUCCUUCGCGGGAUACAAUGAGCAGUAUGUUACAGACAUUGCAUUCUGCGAGGAACGGGAUUGUCACCUACCUACCACAGGUAAUCCACAAAUACAAAGGGUGCGCGCCGAUUUUAUAAAACCGGACGAAGCUUGCUGUUUUCAUCUCUUAAACAAUGGUUGGGCAGCCUAUGAAAACGUCCUAAGAAAGCGUUUAAGGAGCAUACGGUUGUAUUGCUUUGGGCAUAUAAAGCAACCAUCAAGAAUAUAAAAGUGUGGAAUGUGAAAUCUGUCUUAUAAAUAAGGAUAUAGUUUAUUGCUAGAUAAGUUUAUAGCGAGAUAACUUUAUUCUUUGGGACACCCUAAACAGAAACCGGAUAUUUUUCGAAACCGCAUAUUUCGAGGCUUUUUUAGACAGCUAUUUAUUUCACAUUUUUAUUUUUAUUGAUCAUCGUUUUCAAAUUGACGCGUUUUGGAAACUAAAAUAUCCACUUUGAAAAGAAGCGUUACCAAAAAUAUCUAAAUGCGGUUUCGGCCAAUCUCGUACCCAGAGCCCACACUUCUUAACUUCCGCUGGAUGGCAAUAGUGCGGGCUCUGGGUGCGAGAUUAAGUUUCGGYGGUUUCGAAAAUAUCUUGUUAUAUUUAUAUUCAGACUCAAAGAAAGGGCUAUAUCCCCUCGAGACCUGGUCUAGUGUAUUAUGUCAAAACAUUUUAAUUCAUAUAUAGUAAUUUAACGAUUAAACAAAUACACGUUUAUAAAACGGAAAUAGCUUAGGUACAAACUAAAUAAUAUUCAUCCUGCUAUCAAAAGUAGAUAUUUUGUAAUCAUUAUGAUAAUGACAAAAAUAUAAUGUAAAGCAUUUA